UUGGAGGUUUGGCGUAUCGGGCUAGGAUGCAUCGCUUUUUUUGCAGAGCUGGAGCCAUCUCUAUCCGUCACUGAGCAAAACCUGGCGGACCGAGUUCGGUACAUCCUGCGCUCCAACAUAUUUGAUGACGCCGAACUCGAAGGACUACGACGUGAGGCUGUUCCCUCAUCGAAUGGAAAUGCUACGGCUGGGAAUGCGGCGCCACUAGAUGUGCAGCAAACUGCAUAUGUGGAUGCUGCCAUCAAUAUUCCAUUUGUGGUUAAUUCAGACGAUGAUGGAAUAGUCUCCCACGAACUAGAGAAAAUGAGGAGCAUAUUGGAAGUGUCGAUGCUGGAAACGCGCAGCAUGCCUCUCGAAAAUCGACCGCGACUUCCCCGCAUUGCCCUUAGCAAGCGAAAUCGGGCCGUCGUGCGGGCUCUUAACCCAAUGCUGGUGACCUAUUUGAAAGCCAGCCGGGACCUUUGCGAGACGGACUCAAUUCUUUUUGGCGCCGCACUGGCAGUAUGCCGUAUUAUUGGCGCCAAACUUCCCAUGGCUGGACGUGCUACUCAACAAAGUAGCGCCAUCCCAGCCUGGAGAAAAAGAAUCGAGGACUGUAUCACAAAGGCAAGGGCCCUUAUCGGCAGACUGACAAGCUUCAGGUUGGGUAAGAAUAGACCGAGAGUUGUGCGCACCGUUAGAAUGGCGUUUGCUGGGACAAAUAUUAGUUUGUCCCAGCCGGAUAUCACGCAGAAACUAACGGAGCGCAUAGAUGAUCUGAAGCAAAAAAUCGCUGUUUGGGGAAGCGGAUUCGACGAUUUAGCGAGAGGUCAAGGCGGUUCAACCAGAAUCAUCUCUUCCAGAGUGAUCAGAAGAAGCUCCAUAAAUCAUUGGAGCGACCAGAGGUAUGUGGAGCGGGCCCAGGACCGGAUCAGGCUGACACUGUCGCAUUUUGCCCUGGCCUGUGUUCAAAGCCCGUACACCACAGCGAGGGCCCUUGGAUGGAAGUUGUGGCGAGCCAGAGUGCAAGUGUUACGCCUAUGGACCCCGUCACCAUAA
Parnassius apollo (apollo) is the source of this 1038-nucleotide messenger RNA. The record is from the annotation of a GenBank genome assembly. NCBI's taxonomy places the organism in Eukaryota, Metazoa, Arthropoda, Insecta, Lepidoptera, Papilionidae.